CCGCGUGCAUGCUCGGUGAAGAUGGGUGGACGGGGAGAGAGCAUUUUCACCAAGAAACUCCCUUUUAGGUCGAUAAAGCAGGAAAAGGCAGAUUCAGUGUCGGUGCCAGUCGUUGAGUCCGGACUCCACGUUCUUGGAAAGGGAUUAAGCCCAGUGGAAUGUGGGACAAAGAGAGGAGGAGAGAGAGAAUGCCGGUGCAGGAGAUACAUGCGCAAGGGAUCAUCCGUAUGUGGAUCAGCCGCUACUAAUUCUCAGCCGGUGAACGUUGAGCAGGAAGGCAAACGCAGAGAAGUCCCUCCCUUCUCCAUCCAGGUUCCGGUGGAGGAGCUAGAUGUCGGAUAUUACCUGCCGCUCUUUUUCGACGGACUGGUGGAAGUUGAAUUUCCUUAUGAGUUCAUCGCCAGAAAGGGUGUAUUCGAUCUGUUAGAUGCCGCUUCCCCCAAACUCCUUCAACUCCUCCCUACUCUCAUUCCCCCUCUCCGCCGAGCCAUGAACAGCAGGGAUCCGGGAGUAAUGAAAACUGCAUUGAAAGUGAUAGAGAAGAUGGCGACAUCCGGCGACACAGGACAGGGAUUGGUCCCUUACUAUCGCCAUUUUCUGCCUCCUCUCAACCUCUUCAUCUACCGAGACCGGAACCUGGAGGAUGGGAUCGAUUACGGGCAGAAUGUUCGCGAGAGCCUUUCUGCCCUCAUCUGGGAAACCCUGGAAAUCUUAGAACGCACCGGUGGACCAUUGGCCUUCAUCAACAUCAAAUACGUCAUUCCCACCUAUGAAUCUUCCCUCAUCUACUGA
This is a messenger RNA of Darwinula stevensoni, 792 nucleotides long. NCBI's taxonomy places the organism in Eukaryota, Metazoa, Arthropoda, Ostracoda, Podocopida, Darwinulidae. The record is from the annotation of a GenBank genome assembly.